AAUAAUCCCAAUUUACUGACUUACUCCAUUGACCCAAACACAAUAUAUUCCAAAUUUCUUCCAUAUUCCUUCCCUUUCUGUCUUCCGUCCUCUUUUUCGAAGCAAAGGCUAAAUGGCUAAUUGAUUCACUCGGUUGAACUGAACAAUAUUUUUCAGGGUGAUGGGGUUUUAGUUAUUCCUACCGUUAUUGAUCUACUUCCAAAAACUGGUUCAAAGGAGAUUCAGUCCAUGGAUUUUGUAUUUAGAGCUUCUAUGUUUGCUAGCAUUGCUAGCCUCGCAGGUGGUUGCCAGGCCACCAUACCUCGGGGGUUUCACGAUAAAUGCCCAGUUUCGGUCUCCUUUGUAGCAAGGCACGGGGGUGAUAGGUUUUUAUUGGAUGCAGUACAUUCUCUAUAUGCGUCUCUGCAGGAGCAGGCAGAAUUAGCUGCACGGACAAAAUGCUCUAGUACUACUAUCAGUAAGGAAGUGUCAGCUGAGAUGGCUAAAGAAAAGGGAAACCAAGCGUUUAAAGAGAAACAGUGGCAGAGGGCGAUUGGCUUCUAUACAGAGGCUAUCAAACUCAAUGGCGAUAAUGGAACUUACUAUAGUAACCGGGCUGCAGCAUAUCUGGAACUUGGAAGCAUCAUUCAAGCCGAAACAGAUUGUACUAAAGCCAUCGAACUUGAUAAGAAGAAUGUAAAAGCAUACUUUAGGAGGGGAAUAGCGCGAGAAAUGCUUGGCUACUAUAACCAGGCCAUAGAAGAUUUCAGAUAUGCACUGGUGCUUGAGCCAACCAACAAGAGAGCAGCCCAGUCUGCGGAGAGGCUGACAAAGCUGUUCCAGUAGGGGGAGGGGGGGGGAGGGGGAGGAGGUGCUUUGUUAUUAGAGGAACAGAAUUGGUGGCAGUUGAUAGUUGGUUGAUACAUUCUUAUGUUUGCCGAUGAGAGGAUAGAUACCCUUGCAAGCAACGUGGAAGUUCCGGAGCGAUUCAGCAUUAGUUUUUGCAGUUCUAUAUCUUUCUUGAUCAGAUGAGUUUGUAAUUAUAGUGCAAUUUUGGGCUCAAUGCUUUGGUUUGAGCUUUUGAACUGCAUGGAUUAUCGAAAGAACUUUUGAUUUUAAGCCUUCUAACGCAAGCUUUAAAUUGGUUGCUCUUUAAGCGAUAAUAAUAAUUUUGGAUGUAGACAUUAUUCGCCUUUGAAGGUGAAAUGGCCUUUACUUUAGUGUAUAGAUCAUGCCUGCAGAAGUGUGAUGUGGAAUGAGACUUAUCAUUACUCAUGUAAUGACUUGAAACUCUAAUAGUGG
This is a messenger RNA of Cuscuta epithymum, 1281 nucleotides long. The record is from the annotation of a GenBank genome assembly. NCBI's taxonomy places the organism in Eukaryota, Viridiplantae, Streptophyta, Magnoliopsida, Solanales, Convolvulaceae.